UGACCAAGUUUCUCCUUUCUGGUCCUCAUUCCCCCAGCACGUAGCUCGGAAGGGAUUUCAACAGCCACAGCCGCCUCUGCUCUCUCAGCAACAGCCGCCUCUGCCACUUCAGCAACUGCCUCUCCUAGCUAGGUUGAUUCUACCAUCACAGGGGAGGAAAAGUCCCUAUUGAACAGGAAACUGGGGUGCGAAAGUGGGGCGGGGGGGUGUCAGCGCUUUCGCAGCAGGUGCGUUGGGUCGCGUCCCAUCGCGAUAGACUGGCGAGAUCCGCACUGGCCCUUUAACAGCCCUUUCCCGGGGGCUUGCCCCGCGCGUGCGCACUGUGGUUCUGCGCUUGUCAUCAUGGCGACGCGGGGCCAUGUGCAGGACCCUAACGACAGGCGCCUCCGGCCCAUUUACGAUUAUCUUGAUAAUGGUAAUAAUAAAAUGGCAAUUCAGCAAGCAGAUAAAUUAUUGAAGAAGCAUAAGGAUCUUCAUUGUGCUAAGGUUUUAAAGGCAAUUGGUUUACAGAGAACUGGAAAGCAAGAAGAAGCCUUCACCUUGGCGCAGGAGGUGGCAGCCCUGGAACCCACAGAUGACAACUCGCUGCAGGCACUGACUAUUCUUUACCGGGAGAUGCAUCGCCCGGAGUUAGUUACAAAACUUUAUGAGGCAGCUGUGAAGAAAGUUCCCAAUAGUGAGGAGUAUCACUCUCACCUGUUCAUGGCCUAUGCCAGAGUGGGCGAAUACAAGAAAAUGCAACAGGCUGGCAUGACUCUAUAUAAGAUUGUCCCCAAAAACCCUUACUACUUUUGGUCUGUGAUGAGCUUAAUUAUGCAAUCUAUAUCGGCACAGGAUGAAAACCUCUCAAAAACUAUGUUUCUGCCCCUUGCUGAGAGAAUGGUAGAAAAAAUGGUGAAAGAGGACAAGAUAGAAGCGGAGGCUGAAGUCGAACUUUAUUAUAUGAUCCUGGAGCGUUUGGGAAAGUACCAGGAAGCCUUGGAUGUCAUCAGGGGAAAAUUAGGAGAGAAGUUGACCAGUGAGAUUCAGAGUCGGGAAAAUAAAUGCAUGGCUAUGUACAAGAAGCUGAGCAGGUGGCCAGAGUGCAAUGCCCUUUCCCGGCGCCUCUUACUGAAAAACUCAGAUGACUGGCAGUUCUAUCUGACUUACUUCGAUUCUGUCUUUCGACUGAUUGAAGAGGCCUGGACUCCUCCUGCUGAAGGUGAACACUCUUUAGAAGGAGAAGUACAUUAUUCUGCAGAAGAAGCUGUGAGGUUUAUAGAAGAUCGAAUAACGGAAGAAUCUAAAAGCUCUCGCCAUCUUCGGGGACCACAUCUAGCUAAACUGGAGCUGAUUAGACGUUUGCGACAUCAAGGUUUUAAUGAUGAGUACAAACUGGGUGACCCAGAAGAAUUAAUGUUUCAGUAUUUUAAAAAGUUCGGGGAUAAACCUUGUUGUUUUACAGACCUUAAGGUGUUUGUCGACCUCUUGCCUGCUGCACAGUGUACAAAAUUUAUUAAUCAGUUACUUGGAGUUGUUCCUUUGUCCACACCAACAGAGGAUAAGCUGGCGCUGCCUGCCGACAUCAGAGCUUUGCAGCAGCAUUUGUGUGUGGUGCAGCUGACGAGGUUGCUGGGCUUGUACCACACUAUGGAUAAAAAUCAGAAACUGAGUGUGGUCAGAGAGCUGAUGUUAAGGUACCAGCAUGGACUGGAAUUUGGGAAAUCCUGUUUGAAAACCGAAUUGCAGUUUUCAGACUAUUACUGCCUGCUUGCUGUCCAUGUGCUCAUUGAUAUAUGGAGAGAAACAGGUGACGCGACUGCUGUGUGGCAGGCCCUGACUUUGCUGGAAGAGGGAUUAACCCACAGCCCUUCCAAUGCUCAAUUCAAACUGCUGCUCGUUCGAAUCUACUGUGUGCUGGGGGCGUUUGAGCCGGUGUUGGACCUGUACUCCAGCCUCGAUGCUAAGCACAUCCAGCAUGAUACCAUUGGUUAUCUUUUGACCCGUUACGCUGAAUCCCUAGGUCAGUAUGCUGCUGCAUCCCAAUCCUGUAACUUCGCACUCAGGUUUUUCCACUCCAACCAGAAAGAUACCUCAGAAUAUAUUAUUCAAGCUUACAAAUAUGGUGCAUUUGAGAAGAUCCCAGAGUUUAUCGCUUUUAGGAACAGGCUGAAUAAUUCUCUUCAUUUUGCACAAGUCCGUACUGAACGGAUGUUGUUAGACCUUCUACUUGAAGCAAAUAUAUCAGUCAGCUUAGCAGAGAGUAUCAAGUCGAUGAGUCUCCGGCCGGAAGAAGAUGACAUCCCGUGGGAGGCCUUGCGGGACAACCGGGACUUGAACGUGUUCUUCAGCUGGGACCCGAAAGACAGGGAUGUUUCUGAAGAACAUAAGAAACUUUCUUUGGAGGAGGAGACCAUGUGGUUAAGAAUUCGUUCCUUAACACUGAGGCUGAUCAGUGGCCUUCCAAGUCUGAACCACCCUGUGGAGCCAAAGAACUCCGAGAAGACCACUGAGAAUGGUGUGCCCUCCAGGAUUGAUAUUCUUCGUUUGCUCCUUCAACAGCUGGAGGUGGCCCUGGAGACAGGAAAGCGAUUUAUUGAGAAGGAAAUUCAGUAUCCUUUCCUUGGUCCUGUGCCUACCAGAAUGGGUGGCUUCUUUAACUCUGGCUGUUCUCAGUGUCAGACCAGUUCUUUUUAUCUUGUUAGUGAUGUUUAUGAGCUGGAUACCAAUGGUUUAGAUGAUACGAUGGAGAUCCAGGAGCGAGUAGAGAAUAGUUUUAAGUCUUUAUUACAACAGUUAAAAGACGUCUUCAGUAAAUGUAAAGGUGACCUGUUGGAGGUUAAAGAUGGUAACUUGACAACACACCCUACUCGUUUAGAAAAUCUCGUCUUCUUUGCUGAGACUAUUUCUAUUAUCCUUUGGGUGUCCAGUUACUGUGAGAGUGUCCUGAGACCAUACAAAUUAAAUUUACAGAAAAAGAAGAAGAAGAAAAAAGAAACCAGCAUCAUUAUGCCACCUGUCUUUACCAGUUUUCAAGACUAUGUUACUGGGCUUCAGACUUUAAUUUCCAAUGUUGUGGAUCAUAUUAAAGGGCUUGAAACUCAUCUAAUUGCACUUAAACUUGAAGAACUUAUUUUAGAAGACACUUCUCUCUCACCGGAAGAGAGAAGGUUUUCAAAGACUGUGCAAGGGAAGGUGCAGAGCAGUUACCUGCACUCACUUCUGGAAGUUGGGGAGCUGCUGAGAAAAAGACUUGAGACCACAAAGAAACUAAAAAUUUAAGGAAGUGGGAGACACGGGCACUGAUGACUGCAGCAGGAAAUGGUAUCAUCUCCCAGGCAAAAUCUACAUCUGGUUGAGCACCAUUUUAAUCCAGAACUUCCUCAUAAUGUGCAUGAAGGACUUUGAUCGUGAAUUAAUUUUUUAGGUAUUAAAUGUGUACAACUGAUUAAAUUAUUGUAUAUAAACCGGAAGCAGGACCCUCAUUGGGUUUGACCACUUUUUAUACAUGUUCAUAUGCAUAUGGCAGCCACAAGAGAACCCCACUUUUCUUCUGCCCUACUGCCACUGGCGACCUCUGGUGGGGGAGGGUCCUAUAAAAGCAGCAAUAGAAGUUAAGCAUAAAUCAUCGACCUCAGAGCAGCUGAAUGGCCGUACCAUUAUAGCAGCUGUGGACAUUUUGGUCUGGUCCUUGAGCAUUAGGACGCAGAAAGGAGAAGCAGAGGCAGGGGCCAAGACUGGGAGCAGGCCCUCUUUCCACGUCGGCAGUUUAGUUUUGAGGCUUGCCCAGCUGCUUGGCUCCCACAGAACCCGAGGCAGGUACCCAAAGGGCCUCAGAUGAAGUUUGGCAUAAGCACCAGCCACCGAAAGGCACCCUCAGACAACCACAGGCGCUCGUUUUUGUGCUUAGUCCUAACAGCCAAGACACCCCCAUCCUGCUCCAGGAGCAUUAGAUCAGACAGGCUUCUGUUAACCACCGCUGUGUGGAGGGGAAAGCAGUAUAGACCACUUGGAACAAACCUGCUGAGGACUAGCUUGCUGUCUUUCAUCCUUUCGGGGAAAGUGGGGAUCACUUUUAAAGAAAAGAAGUGUUCAUAUUUAUGCAGGCAAGUGGAAUACCAACGUCAUUGGUUUUGUGAGAUACAUAUAUAUAUAUAUAUGAUAUGCUUUUACAUGUAUAUGUGUAUUUUCAAGCAUAUGUGUGUGUAUGUGUAUAUAUAUAUAUAUGCUUGAAAAUAAAGAUAUACUUUAGUUUUUUUUUCUUUUUAAGUGGGGGGUUUGGGAAGGAAGGAAAGAAGGAAUGUAUAUUAUGGACUUAAUCUAGGUUUUAAGUUUUAGGCUGGCAAAAGAAAUGUUACCUAUUGGUUUGGAGGUUCAGUUUACUUCAAACUUGAGAAUUGCACCAGGAUGGUGUUUACGUCGUUCACCUGGAGCCCCUAAGGCCAUGGCUUCUGAAGUCAGUCUGACAGAAAAGAUAAACGUUGCUCUUGAAAAUGUUACACAGUUUAUACCAUUGCUUUGAUAACGUGUUUGUGUUUGAGUCCUUGCUUCUGUUUUUGGUCUUUGUUACCCAAAUACUGUUCAAGUUGGUAAUUUUGUAAGAGCAGAGAAAUGAAUUUGAUGAAGAAAUUCAAGCAUCUGGUGGAGGACUGGUUUUGAAGACCUUAAAAGUCCUUUUCAACUCACUUCUCCAGUGAAAUGGGAUACUUUUUUCUUUCGAAAGCAACCAAAAGAGAGCUUGGAAAGGCUCUCUCUAUAUGCAAAGCAAUUGUAUUUUGUUUUCUCACCUUGACUUUCUUAGACUUACAGUUUGAUAGGGUGAUCGAUAACUGUUUAAACUUCAAAGGAAAUUUUAAAGGAAAUUGCAUUAUUGUCUUAAAAUAAGACUUGUUGGAAAUCCUAGUCCAUUAAGUAAUUUCAAAAAAUGGUUUUUGAUGUAAAUUGGUAGCCACAGCUGUCACACCCCAUCGCCAAAGGAAGAACUGAUUAGCAAGAUGAAUUGAGAAUUCUGGUUGAUUCCAAAUGUAGUUUAUUGACAACAUAUCAUAAUUUCAUAAAACUGUGGCCUGUUGAGAUGGAAUUUUGUGUGUAUAAGGGAUGGGGUAUGUGUGUGUGGCAUGUGUUCUUGAAAUGAUGUUCCUUUGAAUGUCCAAAAACACUGUACAUAAAAGUAGAAAUGCUCUUUAAACAAGUCUUCACCUGACCGCGAUCAGUGCGGCAUGUGCUUGUCGGCGGGCUGGCCUCGGUCCUCAGGGACAGCGUGCGGCUCCAGUGGUCUACCUGGCUGGUCUCUUGCCUGAGGGCACCUGGGACCGCUACUAAAAACUCAAACGGUGGGUUUAGGGACAGUGUUACGUUGAGGUAAUUCUUCCUUUGUUACUUGCUGAUAUUCCUGCUAAAUGUAGCAUUUCAAUUAGAUCCAACCUCUUAUGUUUUGAGAAAAUUGUACAAAGAAUGAAAUUAUGCAGAAAUGGCCAAUAUCUUUUAUUAAUCUGUUCCUUUGGAAACUGUCAUGCACUAUAAAUUGUGUAUAGUUAAAAAAUAUAUAUAUAUAUAUAUUCUUACAUGAGUAAAAAGCACCCUCUCCAGCAAUCGUAUGUCAUUGGUAUUUGAAGAGAAUUCUCAAAUAACCCAUUGCUGAUGCUGCUGUUUUUGGACUGUGUGGGUUUUGUUUUGUUUUUGUGUGGUAAAUUGCUAUUUAAAAAAAAAAGGAAAGGAGAAAAACACAACUACUGUUUACAGACUGAAAAAUUACUGCUUUUUAUACUACUGAGAUCCUAAGUUAAGACUCUCCAAAGCAAACAUUUGUUUUAAAUCAUUUAUCUGAUGUGGAUAAAAGGUAGAGGAAUUUUUAGUGUUCUCCAAAUAAUGAAAAAUGUACAAAUGCCUAGCUGUGUUGCCCAUCAAUUUUGUAUAUUUUCAUAAUUUUAAUUGUUCAAAAUUGCAUUAUAUUUUGCAAUCACUAUGUUUAAUCUGGAUUUGUCUUUCAUUUUAACUUUUAAUAUAAAAAGGGGUUUCAGUG
Phyllostomus hastatus (greater spear-nosed bat) is the source of this 6001-nucleotide messenger RNA. It is a transcript of the gene NAA25, whose product is annotated as N-alpha-acetyltransferase 25, NatB auxiliary subunit. The record is from RefSeq and is a predicted model, not a curated record. Gene Ontology annotation, biological process: N-terminal peptidyl-methionine acetylation. The coding region runs from base 343 to 3261 and encodes 972 amino acids. Gene Ontology annotation, molecular function: protein binding; protein-N-terminal amino-acid acetyltransferase activity. The transcript has 24 exons. Gene Ontology annotation, cellular component: NatB complex; cytoplasm. Lineage: Eukaryota; Metazoa; Chordata; Mammalia; Chiroptera; Phyllostomidae.